Lepidothrix coronata (blue-crowned manakin) is the source of this 2855-nucleotide messenger RNA. It is a transcript of the gene CHST4, whose product is annotated as carbohydrate sulfotransferase 4. Gene Ontology annotation, molecular function: N-acetylglucosamine 6-O-sulfotransferase activity. Bases 1072 to 2289 code for a protein of 405 amino acids. Gene Ontology annotation, biological process: N-acetylglucosamine metabolic process; carbohydrate metabolic process; keratan sulfate proteoglycan biosynthetic process. The record is from RefSeq and is a predicted model, not a curated record. Gene Ontology annotation, cellular component: Golgi membrane. The transcript has 2 exons. NCBI's taxonomy places the organism in Eukaryota, Metazoa, Chordata, Aves, Passeriformes, Pipridae.
GCCCAGAGCCAUCCUGUGUGCCGGCAUGGAAAUGGUGAGAGUGCCUCAGACCCCCAAAGAAACCCAUCAGGCCUGGGGGCAGGAUGGGCCCUGCAAGCUUGGCACAGUCUGGAGCCAAGACAGCUCGCUGUGCCAGCCUGGCUGCUCCCCACAGAACAGUCCUGUCUGCACCUGCUCCUUGGACCUCACAGCCCCCCCACCAUGGACUUCAACAGAGCAGGGGCUGCUGGUGCCAACUGCUGUGGGGAGGCAGCUGCCCCUGGGACCAGAGCCAGCCAUGCUGGGUGCUGGUGCCUAAGUACUCAAGGCUGGGGCAGCCACACGUUUCCUGCUGUAGUGGUGAAUCAUGGGGUGGAACCCCAUAGCUCAUAUUGUACAGGGUGUUUGUGACACGCCAGUGGGGCCAGGGUUACUGAUUGCCAAAUACAUCAGCUCCCUAAAGUAAUAAGGAAAUGGUGACCUGGUAUCUGUUCAUUCGGUGGAAAUGAGAGGAGGUGAUAACACCCAUCAGAGCACGUGUCCCGGUGAGCUGCCCAGGAGCCACUUCUGGAACUGACAGAAGGGCAAGCUGCAGAGUGCCUCAUGUCGUCCCCUUCAGCUCUACUCACCUGUCCUCCUGCAGAACUGGGAUUCACGGGUCAACCCUGCACCACCAAUGACAGGAAAAUGAGCUAUCUCUAGAUGACACACUGCCAGACCUGACAGGUUCUGUAGGCGUCUCCCUGUCUCCCCUUACCUUGCCCAGUACAAAGUCUGGGUACCAAUAGUCCAUUAGAGCGGAGGUAACUAUAUGAGAAAGAUAGCAGUAUAUGAAAAGGUCUUUGACACAUGAGCUGAAUGUCCAUGCUACAUCUUUUCCCUUCAAAGAAAGUAAUCCCAGAACAAAACGAGAGGGAAGCUGGGACUAUGGAAAACCUUCAGCCCUGCAGAACUUACGUCCUUUUCAAAGAAGGCUUGUGCAGUGUUUGUCACAAUGUCAUUGGUAUUGUGACAGCUUUCUAAAACCCCGUGCCUACAAAGAAAUCCACAGGAGCCUGAUGCACCACGUCCUGCCUUCUUUGUGAUCCUGUGAUGCUGAACUUCCUCUGUCUCUGCAGGUCCUUUGCAACCAUGGUGAAGUCUAAAAGAGUGUAUGUGCUCCUGAUCCUGGUAGUUCUGUCCUUUCUCCUGAUCCACUUCCUGCCCUGCAGCAACAAUGCCCCCAUGGAAGAAAAACCUUCUCCAGUCCACAUCCUCAUUCUCUCCACCUGGCGAUCAGGAUCUUCCUUCACUGGGCAAAUCUUCAGCCAGCACCCCAGCGUUUUCUACCUGAUGGAGCCCGCAUGGCAUGUCUGGGUUAAGAUGUACCAGAACAGUGCCAAAGUCUUACACAUGGCAGUGCGGGACUUAGUUAGGUCGGUCUUUCUGUGUGACAUGUCUGUGUUUGAUGCUUACAUGUCUAGCCAGAAGAAAAAGUCCGAUUUAUUUCAAUGGGAGACAAGCCGAGCCUUGUGCUCCCCACCUGCCUGCGACUUGUUCAGUCGCACUGACAUAAUCACUGCAGGCAAUUGCAAAAAGAUCUGUAGCAAGUACCCAUUCAGCAAGGUGGAGGAAGCUUGUAAAACCUACAGCCAUAUUGCCAUCAAGGAGGUUCGAUUCUUUGACCUGAAAGUCCUUUACCCCCUUCUCACUGAUCCAUCCCUGAACAUCAAAAUUAUUCACUUGGUCCGUGAUCCCCGGGCUGUGUUCAGGUCCCGUGAGAAUACAGCGGCAGACCUGAAACGUGACAGUAACAUUAUUGUGGGGUCUCAGAGGACAAAGGGUGAAAUGGGCCCCUACAACACAAUGCAAGUAAUUUGCAGAAGUCAUGUUGAGAUUUAUAAGGCAGGAAUUUGGGCCACUCCCAGCUUCCUGAAAGACAGAUACUUGCUGGUUCGCUAUGAAGACAUUGUCAGAGACCCUCUGGCAAGGGCUGCUCAGAUGUACAGGUUUGCAGAACUACAGUUCACACCAGAACUUCAGAAGUGGGUGCACAACAUCACUCAUGGGAAGGGUCUCGGAGGACAGGCCUUUGGAAUUGGGUCCAGAGAUGCACAGAGAGUAUCUCAGGCCUGGAGGGAGACACUUCCCUUCCAGAAAAUAGAAAAAGUGCAAAAAGUGUGCAAGGAUGCAAUGGACUUACUGGGCUAUCGGCUCGUCCAAUCUGAAGAAGAGCAAAAAAAUAUGUCACUGGAUCUUUUGUUUGCCCAGAACUCCUCUGAGUAUCAAACUCUGAAGGCAGAACAGCUGGUGUCUGUACCUACUCUCUGAAGGCUGCAGAGGGCAGAACUGUCCACUAGAACAAAAGAGGACAGAGGUGCAGGCAUAGAAGUGUAAGAGCAUGUGCAUGGAUAUGCAUGGUUGCAAGGACAGGUAACAUAGGAAUCCUGACUGCAUUCACGAGAGCUCUCAGCAGCACAGGGUCGCUCUCUAAGGCCCCUGGAGACUCAGCCACAAUGGAGGCUGAAGUAAUGCAAGUUUGUUCUUCAAAUUAAGUAUGUUUAGAUUGGAGCAUACAGACUAGCAAAGCAGUGGGACCAGAUAGCAGAACUCGACCCCCCCACAUGGAAGCAAUUGCACUGCAAAGGAAGAGGAAAUAUAAAAGGAAGCUGAAUAGAGAGAACAUUAUUUGUCAUGCUGCUACACGGGACAUGUAAUGCCAGAAGAGAUGCAAGGAUGACCAACAUUUGGUUUCUGGAAAGAUGCUUUUUUUUUUUGAACGGUUUUCAAGCCCAGUUUUACUUUUGCUUCAUUCCUUUGCUUGGGUAUCCAGCCUUGCUGGCAGUGUUGGGGAAAUGUUUGUGUUCAUUUACUGUAUAAUGGGAAAAUGGAAUAAA